AUAACCAGCACUCCCUAGCUAUCAAUAGCUUGUUCGGCCCUUACCCAACUGGGUUUCCGCUAAUGUCAGCCGCACAGACAAGCUUCCAUAUUGGGACCAGCAAUGAUGACCAUGGAGUCAAUCAUAAUUUGUACAUAAUUUGUAAAAAUUCAAUCCUCUCGUUGCUUCUCGUUUUGCAUCUUCCCAACUAUUUUCAGCAACCAACCUGAGCGGUCUUUUGUCUUAGACUAGACGGCGUCUUUCGCCUCAUAUGCCAGCUAAUAAUUAAUUGCUCCUUUGUUUUACUCUUUCGAUCCAACUCGGUUUGAUUAACCCUUUUCCACAAGAAUGCGUUCCUGCAUCCUCCCCCUUUUGGGCCUCUUCCUUAGCUUCGAAGCCGCCGAGGCAGCCACUUGCAACCGCUGCAAUGCCAACAAUUGCUAUCGGCAGGUAGUUGCAAGUGCCUUCACCACAAGGCACGGGAGUCAGGACUGCUCGUCUUACCUUGCUACCACCGUCACUCCUGCCACCGUCACCUUUACCGAGACAGUAGAGGCCACCCAGACGGAGGAUGUCACAACCACGGACACCAUCGUCAUUACCAUCCCCGCUACCGAGACUGACACUGUCACGGCCACCAUCUUGACCACCGAGACCGAUACUGUCACGACCACCGUCACGAAAGUGAUGAGUACUGUCUUGCGUCGCGCCGCAUCCCCAACAAGCGGAGUUCCCGCCUACGCCUCGGGCUGCACAGCUCCCGGCCAGUACUCAAGUGCCUGCUCCUGCAUCGGCGUCUUCCCGCACACCGUCACCGCCCCAACCCCGUCGGCUACGAUCACCCAGACCCUCACCCAGGUUGUGACGAACACCGUUGGCGUCGAGAGGUCCAUCCUGACAACAGAGACGCUUACCGUUUUCUCAACGGUGACGACCGAAGUCGUGGCCACGACAACCACAACGACGACCCAAUUGAGCGACCCAGCACCGACCGCCUGCUCCCGCCCCGCGCUGAAGGUGGUGGGCGGGUCCUACGACGGGCAAUACAUCAAGCUGACGUCUAACGGCGGCUCGGCUCUGGCAGUGUUCACCACCGACAAGAGCAGCGCCUCCACCUUGGUCAUUGACUCGGAUGGCCAGCUCUUCAACCCGGAUAACCCAAAUUUCGGCGGCGUCAAUGUCUACGCACAGGAGAGCGACCGGGGGAUCGGCUACAUCUACUUCGACACCCAGGCCUUCAAUGCGCAGCACAGUGUGUACCCGGUGAUCUGCUCCACCGACCCUGUCACCCUCUAUCUUUCAUGCGCGUGGUUGGGGGCCACAGUUCUGCAGGAGUUUAACGGCUAUCUUAGCCUGGGUGCUACUAGUUCGGAAGCCCAUCCUCUAGUACUACAGGCUAGUUGCGUGUAGGGACAAGGCAACGACUCUUACCCAGCUUCUUGUGCAGGUCGUCCAUCGACGGACGUCCUUGCGUGGCAACCAGGCGCAUCACAGAGGGGCCGAGUGCGUAUGUUGUUAAUAAAUGGACCUUCUAGAGUCCGCCCCAUUUUUCUCAAUUAAAUCCGCACAACUCAAACCCAUCUUCGUCACAAGGCACCCAAAGCGUCAAAUUUCCCGUAAUCACCUCCAUCGCCUCCUCAAUCCCCGCGGCAACGCCCUCCACCUCCACCCUCACCGCAACCCCCGCACCGCUUCCCUCCUCCCCCCCACCCACCGCUGCAGGCACCACCUUCGCGACCACCACCUCCCCCAGCGCGAUCGUCUCGUUGCGUAUCCUCCCAAGCGCCUCCACCAGGUCGCGCACGUAGUUGAGCUUGACGAAGAUGGGUCGCGCCCCCGCAAUACCCGCCAGCACGGCGUUGGCG
This is a messenger RNA of Phialemonium atrogriseum, 1844 nucleotides long. RefSeq lists its product as uncharacterized. Bases 328 to 1389 code for a protein of 353 amino acids. The record is from RefSeq and is a predicted model, not a curated record. The transcript has a single exon. NCBI's taxonomy places the organism in Eukaryota, Fungi, Ascomycota, Sordariomycetes, Cephalothecales, Cephalothecaceae.